Neurospora crassa OR74A is the source of this 1930-nucleotide messenger RNA. RefSeq lists its product as hypothetical. NCBI's taxonomy places the organism in Eukaryota, Fungi, Ascomycota, Sordariomycetes, Sordariales, Sordariaceae. The transcript has a single exon. The coding region runs from base 865 to 1386 and encodes 173 amino acids. The record is from RefSeq and is a predicted model, not a curated record.
CCAGUUUCGUGCGAUCGCUUCUUGUCCAUCCGUCAUUCGUGCAUUUCCAGUUCCCAGCCCGGCCUUCGUCAUACCUCAACUCGGCUUCCUCUCAGCUCUGCGCUUUCUUUUGUCUGCCUUACUCCACAGCUUUCUGCGCUUUAGUAUCUGUGUAAUUACAUAACCCCCUUGCUGCCCUUGGAAUCUCGAUGACCGCGAAUCAGCCCCUUGUUACCAGCGCGUCAAGUGAUUGAAUGAUCCGUCGAACCGAAAUAGACUAGCAUCGCGAGAACCUUGCUGUCCACCACCUACAUACUGCAGCCGCCAUUGACACUUCCAGGUUCCAUCUACUUGUACCACCACCGAUAUAAGCAGCUGUAUGUAAAGCGACAACUUCCCAACUUCCUAAUCCAACUCCAACCCCCAACACGCUCAAAAGGGAAACUCUGCGGGGAUCGUUCCAUCCAAGCCAAGCCCAGCCCAGCCCACCGCACGGCGCAACCUGGGGCUCCAAGGCCAAGGGCUCGGACACCAGGACCGACGUCAGGAAUUACCCUACUUGAAAAAGGGCAGGUCAAGAGGAGAGACAUCGAAAGGGCUUGCAACGUGUAGGACGUCCCGCACCAGGUCGACAACUCGUCGCCAUUUUCGGGCAGACCAACACAUCUUGCCGUUCGCAUCUCGGGCCUCUGGUUCGCCGGUCCAGCAAUCGUUUCCGAUAGCAGCCGCCUCGCUUCCCACAAACAUUUCUCGUCCCACGCAAAUCACCACAAACCGUAAUAUUCUAGGGACACACAACAUAUUCCUCACCUCCAAACCCUCAUAUCCGCCGUUUAGACACAACAUUCGGGAGUCGUGCCAGCGACGUUCUGGUUCCAAAUUGGAAUGCCAUCCACCAUGCCGUCCCAGCGUCCCUUUUUCCUGUCUACCUUCUUCGCCGCCUUCCGCCAACAACCACCUUCUUCGCUCUACAAUGGUCAACAACCCAACAAGAAUGCCACAGCGACGGCGCCAGGCGGCGCGACUGCCCAAGCGAAUCCCACGAACUCCGCCGGCACUGUAGCGACGCCGCGCACAAUCACUACAUCCUCGAGCAACCAAGCAUCGUCAUCAAGCUCUCCGCCUGGGCGCGAAGGUGGUGUUAUGGGACAACUUCCUCUGUCACCGCGCUCGAAUCACUCGGGUAUACCCAUUCCAGAAGGGAACCGACACCAUCGUCAUCACCAUCACAACAGUAGGAGGAGAGGGAGUGACAGCAGCAGUGAGGGCUUCCGCGAGGUGUCCGGCGCAGAAAAACUAUACAUUGGGGGAAGGACAGCAACAGGCGAAGAAAAGUUCUUCAAAUUAGGUGUUGUACGGCGAAUUAGGAGUGGGGAUAGGUUGAGCUUGGAUCGAUUGAGUCUUUGAAAGAGAAAAGAGAAAAGAGAAGGAUGUCGACAUCUUGUCCGCCGGCACCAGUAGUGAAAGCCCCCGUGGCCUUUUUUGGUUCGUGCCAUAUAAGAACGUUUUCCGGCGACAGGGCAAAAAUCAACAGCAAAAUACGACCUCACACACACACACACACACGCAUACACAUAGCGACACGGACAUAGCAUGGACAUAUGGGAUAGACCUCGUCGAAGCAGUACACUGCAGGGUGGUCAGGACGUCUCAACAGAAUGUUGUUACAGGGGGCGUCAAACGGUUUUUUCUUCUAUCAGAUAUUCAAAGGUGGCGUUAGGUGAAGGGGCAAAGGAAAACAUUAUAUUUGGAAACGGGGGCAAUCAGCUACAAUCACACUUUACGCUAUGCUAUAUGUUAUCAAAAUGCUAUCGGCGUGUAUAAACAGCACUUUGUAUUUCAAUCAGUUAUCAUAAGCACCGUUAGAGGGUGUUGUAAGACUGCACUAAAAAAGCACAAUGACGCCGUUUGGUAUAUCUCACUCCGGAACAAUCUCAGUUCUUCAUUCUAU